UGUGUUACUUGUUGGUUCCCAAGUUUUCUGCCAAUUUUUCGUGUCAGGCGUAUCAUCCAUUAUUGGAAAUAACUCUAAGCCAUAGAGCUACGUUGGAGGUUGCCGCAGUAGAGUUUGCAGCAUACAUUCGACUCCCGUUGUCGUUAAAAACCACAUUUAAAAAAUAAAUUAUUUUAUUAAACUUUGUAAUAUCACUGGAAGGCGCUGGUAAUACUAAUACAACGAAUAGCUAUAAGUAAACAACAGCUGCGCUCUUCUAUCAAACCACAUUGUCGAUAACGAUCAAACAGCUGUCCGAUAUAAUCGUUCAACGUAAAACACAGGGUGUUACGUAUUAGCAAAUGAAUAAUAAGAGAACGCUAUUAUCGAUAUCACCAGAAAACAGUCACAGUACCCCAAAAAAGUAUUCACCAUAUCAAAAAAUGAACAUAAAUAACCAACAAGAUGUUUUUUCGUGGAGUAAGCUGGGCGAUGUGUUGGAUGAUAAGUUGAAAGAUGUGGCCAAAAAAGAGGACCUUACUGCAAUCAAAUAUGAAGUGGAAGAACUUAAACAGGAAAAUUGUAAAUUGAGAGAAGAUAUCAAGAAACUAACAAAUCGCUUAGAAACCUUAGACAGAAAAUCUCGUACUACAAAUAUUGUGGUGAGUGGACUUAGAAGUAGAACUACAUUUACGGCAAAAAAAGAAUUCCUCGACAUCUGCAACAACAAAUUAAACAUCGUAGUUAACAUAUCGUACGCUAGAAUGUUAUCUUCAGGAAAAUCGUUCGUAUUUACACUGGACACCAAUUCCCAAGUGCAAAAUAUUUUAAAUACGAAAGAAAAAUUGCAUGGCCAAUUUAUAUAUAUACAAAAGGAUUAUACUGCUGUCGAACAGUCUACCAGAUACAACCUGCGUCAAGUUGGCAAAAUCGUAUCCCAGCAUAAAAAAGACGUUAAAGUUAGGUUAGGAGAGUUCUGUCUUUUCCUGUUGAAUCUGGUGUGAAACAGGGCUGUAUUCUCAGUCCUGUACUCUUUUCGUUAUACGUGAAUGACCUUCCCUAUAUAUUGCCUGGUGGUGUAAGAGUAGCGGACACUACGGUCAAAGUCUUAUUAUACGCCGAUGACAUUGUGCUAUUAUCUGACUCUCCAUUGGGCUUACAAGAGAUGAUUUAUGAACUUGAGAGGUACUGUUUGUUGUGGAGCUUGAAAGUAAACCUUUCUAAAUCGAAAAUUCUUGUUUUUCGUAGAGGUUCUAGAAUCUCUUCGAAUUUAAGGUGGUGCUUUGGAAAUCAGAAUAUUGAAAUUGUUAAUAGUUACACAUACCUGGGCGUUGAAAUAACUUACAAUUUGUCAUUUAGAAAACACUUACAGAAGAAGCUUGCGGAUUCCAAACUGGCCAUAAAUAGCACAUGGUCGAAGUAUAUAAGUCACCCUAGUAUUGCUAAAACUAAUAAGAUGAAGAUAUUCGAUGCAUGUUCCAGAUCUAUAAUGUUUUACGCUGCACAGGUUUGGGGUUACACAAGGUUUGAUGAUGUAGAGAAGCUCUUUCGCUUUUUUACUAAGAAAAUGCUUUAUUUGCCUAAUA
Molecule: messenger RNA, 1565 nt
Organism: Stomoxys calcitrans (stable fly)
Lineage: Eukaryota; Metazoa; Arthropoda; Insecta; Diptera; Muscidae
Exons: 2
Coding region: 342-983 (213 amino acids)
Source: RefSeq, a predicted model, not a curated record